AUGGAAGUAGGGGAGUCUAAGGCAAGAGAGGGAGGGACCGCAACCGGGGUCGAGAGUGUGGGGGUGGAGGUAUUCAAGUUGCCCGUGAGACCAGCUCCGAGACCAGACUCCGAGAAGCCACCUACAGAUACCGUCCAAGUGAUAAACCACGACAAAGACGGCGUCCGCGGUGCACUGCCUCCAACAACGCCGCAUCCGGAGCCGCACACCAGGUCCGGCGAGCAGAAGAAGAAGACCAUCUCACUAGAACCCACCCACGACAUAUACACGCACUACGCGAUCCCCCUCCUCACCCUAAGCAGCCAGCACCGCAUCCUCCCCUUCGCCGACUGGGCCAACCGACUCGACGCCUUCGCCACCGUCGAAAAGAUCGCCGAAGCCUCCUUCAGCGAAGUCUACCGCCUCCGGGCGCGCGCCGCACUCCCCAGCCGGCACGCCAAUGAAUCCGUCCUCAAAGUCGUCGCGCUGCGAACACCACCGAACGCCCCGCUACCAAGCGAACAUUAUCAUGAUUAUCAUCUAACCCGACAGCUCAAGACAAAAGCAGACAUGAAGAAGCAACUAGCAAAAGAAAGAGCCAAGCGGCAGCAAGACGACGAGUGGAAAUCGCACGUCGACGACGUCCACGGCGAAGUCCGGUUACUCCAGAACCUCAACCACAUACCCGGCUUCACGCAGUUUCGCGAAGUCACGGUGCUGCAGGGGCGGCCUUCUGAAUCGUUUGUGCGCGCGUGGAGGGAGUGGAAUAAACCGAGACCGAAAGAGAAGAAGAGCCAGUUCCCGGACCCGGGGAGGAAGACUAGCUACGAGGAUACGCAGCUCUGGGCUGUCAUCGAGAUGCAGGACGCGGGGACCGAUUGCGGCAACGUCAUUGAAGCCGGGGGUAUCAGGUCCAUCUGGGAGGUGUGGGAUGUUUUCUGGGGCGUGUGUUUGAGCGUGGCGAAGGCCGAGGAGGCGUGCAGGUUUGAGCAUAGGGAUUUGCACAUGGAUAACAUUUGCGUGAGGGUGAAGGGCAAAGAGGGAAGCGAGAGUGUGACCGAGGUCGGCGUGAGGAAUCCGUUGAAGAGGAAGUUGGGUUUCACGGAGCUGGAGACGACGGUCAUCGAUUACACGUUAUCGCGGGCUGAUAUCAUUGUCGGUGUCGGUGCUGGUGGUGGGACGUUGGGCUCCGCGGCGUCGUCGCCGGCGUCCUCUUGUGCGGAUUCUUCGCGUCUGAGCGAUAGCGACGAUGCUAUGACACGGCAAGUUGAAGUUGCGUACCUGGACCUCAACAAGGACCCCUCCCUUUUCGAAGGCGACGCACAGGAAGAAUACCAGUACGAAAUUUACCGCUACAUGUGGGGUAUAGUCUUCCACAACGAUCCCCUACGGCAGGAUCCUGCCGUCGACGAGGGCGACGACGAAGUCACCGGCAAAAGGGAAUCGCAAUCGCAAACGCGAACCCAACGUCAGGACUAUGGGCCCGAGACGCCUCGGAAACACGGCCCUGUGCCACAGACGCCGCAGCGAGGUAACCACACCCGCCGUCCCCCAGUAAAAGAACUAUGGAAGCAUUUCCACCCCAAAACCAAUCUCAUCUGGACACACUUCAUCCUGCACUCCCUCCUCCGCCAUCUCUCAUCCCACGGCAACGAACCCUCCACUUUGACCCCAUCGAGCAUCAUGCGGGGUAUCCAAGGCGUGCAUCUCGAUCCGCGUAGCCCGGAAGUCUAUGCCGCGGUCAGCGAGAAGAUAUACAAGAAGGCCGUCACCUUGCACAGGAUCCUGGUCAAGGUGGCCGGGUUGCUGGAACCGAGUGCGUUGGGGAGGAGGAGCAAGUUGGGAUCCGUGAGGGAUUUGGUCGUUGUGGCGUUGGAGAUGGGGUGGUUGGGUGUGAGGGAUGUGGAGGGGAGGUAG
This is a messenger RNA of Westerdykella ornata, 1896 nucleotides long. RefSeq lists its product as uncharacterized. Lineage: Eukaryota; Fungi; Ascomycota; Dothideomycetes; Pleosporales; Sporormiaceae. Gene Ontology annotation, biological process: intracellular signal transduction; mitotic cell cycle. Gene Ontology annotation, cellular component: cytoplasm; nucleus. The record is from RefSeq and is a predicted model, not a curated record. Gene Ontology annotation, molecular function: histone H3T3 kinase activity. Bases 1 to 1896 code for a protein of 631 amino acids. The transcript has a single exon.